AUGCAUACGAUACGUCCAACAGCCGCACGAGCGCUCCGAGCAGCUUCGACUUCAGGUGCCUACAGGAACGUGCAGUCGACUGCAACACCAUGCCUCUUCUGCGCGCACCGCGCAUUGCCGCAGAGACCUUCGCGCCGUUACCAGUCGACGUCAAAUGCUCGCGAGGAUUCCUUCAAGGCCCAGCCAGCAUUGCAACAGUUACAAACGCAUUACUCGUUCUUCCCCAAGUCCAUCUCCGCUGGCCCACCUCCGGAGGGACCGUUCACCCUUGAUCUGAAUGCUCUGAAGCGAGAAUUCUUGCAGCUUCAGGCCAAGGCGCAUCCUGACCUACACCCCCAAGAAGACAAGAAGAGGGCUGAGGCAACCUCGGCGAGAAUAAACGAGGCUUACAAAACUCUUCAAUCUCCAUUACAUCGUGCACAGUACCUUCUUUCGCAGCGUGGUAUCGAGACGGCGGAAGACGAGACGGCGAAGGUGGAUGAUCCAGAGCUGCUCAUGGAGGUCUUAGAGGCGAGAGAACAGAUAGAGGAGGCGGAGUCGGAAGAGGAUCUCAUCGGGAUGAAGGAUGAGAACGAAGGCAGAAUACAAGAAAGCAUCAAGGCGCUUGAAGAGGCCUUUGCCAAAGACGACGUGGAGUUGGCGAAGAGCGAGACCGUCAAGCUUCGAUAUUGGAUGAACAUCAAUGAGAGCAUUGCGAACUGGGAGAAGGGCAAACCGAUUGUGCUCGAGCACUGA
Boeremia exigua is the source of this 735-nucleotide messenger RNA. Its product is annotated as Co-chaperone HscB, C-terminal oligomerization domain-containing protein. The record is from RefSeq and is a predicted model, not a curated record. Gene Ontology annotation, cellular component: mitochondrion. Lineage: Eukaryota; Fungi; Ascomycota; Dothideomycetes; Pleosporales; Didymellaceae. The transcript has a single exon. The coding region runs from base 1 to 735 and encodes 244 amino acids. Gene Ontology annotation, biological process: protein complex oligomerization; [2Fe-2S] cluster assembly. Gene Ontology annotation, molecular function: ATPase activator activity; protein-folding chaperone binding.